AAAAAAUGUAACUAUUUCCCAAUCUUUUCCGGAACUUAUCCUCAAUAUUAACAUUCUUCAAUUGUAAACACAUGUGUCAUCACUGAUGAUGGUCAACUUUAUUGUACUGAAUUUUUUGAUAAACUUCAAAAGACAUUGUAACUUCUAAACUUUACAAUAUAAUUCUCGCCUUAUGGCACUGGCAUCCAAUGAUUUAUAAAACUGGCUUUUAGUAAUCCAUUGUUCAGUAUGUUGCCUAUCACACCGACCAACAUGUUUUUUGCAAAAUUGAAUACAAUUUCUUUGAUCUACAUCUGUUUUAUAUUCUACGAUGCUGUUAAAGAUGCUGAGGCACGACGACAAGCAAGAAUGAUUAAUGCGGAAAACACCCUAAUUGAAGAAUUUCCAUCAAAUGUCUUCCUUCGUUCCGUAUACAAGAUAAAUGGAACCCUGAACCUGUACUUCUGUAGCGGAUCGCUCAUUACCCCAACUCAUGUACUGACUGCUGCACACUGUACCGUCUGCUACGAAAAAGGUAUGGCAUCCCCUUACUACCGGCUCCCUCACCAGAUCUCUGUCAGAGCAGGGGUUGCUAAUGUUCGUCAGCGUGGCAACGACUACACUGUUAAACGAAUAUAUAGAGGCGACGGCUGGAACGUUCAGCAUGACUUAAAUCCAUGGUCACUUUUCGAUAUAGCCAUUCUCGAGUUAAACGAAGUUGUAGAGCUAGGCCCUACACAACAAAUUAUUAAGUUACCAUGCUUUUCCCCCGAGUUCGAUGAGGAAGGUAUUCUGCUUGGAGCCGGACCAACAUCUUCAGAUCCCAAUACAUACGGAACGAUGAAAAAAGCCACGUUUAAGGUCGUAUCGUGUGCAAGAUGGGUCCAAGAGGGUCUAAUUUGUGUCCGGAAUGAAACCGUUAAUUCGACUGAGGGUGACAGCGGUUCCGCUUUCAUAAUCGACGACAGAGUUACUGGAAUAAUGUCGGCAUCACCAAACAACCGAGACUAUUUUAUUCUAACGGAUGUCGUUAAAUAUUUCAAUUGGAUUGUGAAUAUUGUUGGCAUGCCGGAGGAAUUUGCAGACGAACCUUGGAUGUCAUAGUGACAAGUGGGGUUGCAGGAAUAUCGAAUCGGCAGUCGUACAUAGAAAUGAUUUGCUAUUGAUCAGCCUCUUGACUAGCCCUAUCAGUGAU
This is a messenger RNA of Diachasmimorpha longicaudata, 1174 nucleotides long. Its product is annotated as trypsin-like. Gene Ontology annotation, biological process: proteolysis. The coding region runs from base 229 to 1083 and encodes 284 amino acids. The transcript has 4 exons. The record is from RefSeq and is a predicted model, not a curated record. NCBI's taxonomy places the organism in Eukaryota, Metazoa, Arthropoda, Insecta, Hymenoptera, Braconidae. Gene Ontology annotation, molecular function: serine-type endopeptidase activity.